AUGUUGUCCCGGACGGUGCAGAUGCCAGGUGCCCGUCGAGGCUUCCACUCCAUCAUGAACUCACUGGUUCCCAUGGUGCUAGAGCAGUCGCCACGGGGCGAGCGCGUGUUCGACAUUUACUCUCGGCUCCUCAAGGAGCGCAUAGUGUUCGUGCAUGGGCCCGUAAACGAUGACAUGGCGUCGCUCGUGACAGCGCAGCUGCUGUUCCUCGAGUCGGAGAACCCCGAAAAGGAUGUUCAUAUGUACAUUAACAGCCCUGGAGGUAUCGUGAGCUCCGGUCUGGCCAUCUACGACACAAUGCAGUACAUCCAACCCAAGGUCAACACUCUUUGCAUGGGUCAGGCCGCAUCCAUGGGCUCGUUACUGCUGGCAGGAGGUGCCUCGGGUUGUAGAUCGGCGCUGCCUAACGCUCGUAUCAUGAUUCACCAGCCUUCGGGAGGGGCACAGGGCAUGGCGAGUGACAUCGCUAUUCAGGCCGAGGAAAUCAUCAAGCUGCGAACCAGAUUGAACGGGUUGUAUGCCUCCCACACGGGGAAACCCCUCAAGGUGAUUGAGCAGGCGAUGGAUCGCGAUCUGUUCAUGGACCCGCGGGAGGCCCAGGAAUUUGGUAUUGUCGACUCCAUUAUUGCCAACCGGAAGACUCCACAGUCGCCAGGCAAGCAGUAA
This is a messenger RNA of Phytophthora infestans T30-4, 666 nucleotides long. RefSeq names its product ATP-dependent Clp protease proteolytic subunit, putative. The transcript has 3 exons. The record is from RefSeq and is a predicted model, not a curated record. Gene Ontology annotation, biological process: protein quality control for misfolded or incompletely synthesized proteins. Gene Ontology annotation, molecular function: serine-type endopeptidase activity; ATP-dependent peptidase activity; ATPase binding. The coding region runs from base 1 to 666 and encodes 221 amino acids. Gene Ontology annotation, cellular component: endopeptidase Clp complex. Lineage: Eukaryota; Oomycota; Peronosporomycetes; Peronosporales; Peronosporaceae.